AUGGGCAAGUUGAGAACCGCUGCUCUGGACCGUCCUGGAGACUCGGCUCACUCCUAGCUGCUCAGGCAGAUCCCGGUGCCUGCGGGGCUGAAGGGGGCCCAGGGUCUGCACUGCUCCCUGGGUGCUGCUCCCUGCAUCUCUGUGCCGGGCCUUGAGGGACUCUGCUGCUACUUGUCCUGCCGGGUGCCAGGGUUCAGGGACUUCGUGCCAGAGGAUGUGGCUGUGACAGCUGCUGCGCUCAUGGUGGUCAGUAAACUUGUCCACAGGGCUGUCCACACACUCCAGCACACUUCCCAAGUGCCCACGGAACUGGGUGAUGGUGGGCACUUCCUGGGCCCUCGGGGGCUGGCUGUGGAUGCCUUCCUGGUAACAGACUACGUGCCUGGAGCUGUACAGAGCUUCACAUUGGCACCCACUUUGGAGCUGCUGGUCCCAGCCUCCAGGCUGGGUCUGGAGGGGCCCUGCUGGGUGGGCCUGGGGUCUACAGGGCCUUUUGUGAGUGAGAAGUUUGGGGAUGUUUAGCUGUUCCGAAGUGCCUGCCAGCCACUGGGCUCCCUGGGGGGCCUAAUGGGCCACAGCUUUGGCAACCUGCUGGGUGUGGCCACUGACUCAGAGGGUAACGUUACUGUGGCAGACAAGCAGCAGUGUCAGGCUGACCCUUUCCCUUGGGCUAGGACAGCCUUCUGCAUGGUGUUCAAGGGGCCGGGGAAGCCCUUGGGCAUGGCCUCUGUGCCCCAGAGCAAGCUCAUGGUGAUGGACGCAGGGGCCAGCUACAUGCAUCACUCAUAG
Messenger RNA from Myotis myotis, 789 nucleotides. RefSeq names its product NHL repeat containing 4 (gene NHLRC4). The record is from RefSeq and is a predicted model, not a curated record. NCBI's taxonomy places the organism in Eukaryota, Metazoa, Chordata, Mammalia, Chiroptera, Vespertilionidae.